AUGUGCUUCAUGCACCAACGGCGAGUGCUCCAUCGCGAUCUGAAGCCGCAGAAUCUGCUCGUCGAUGAGAAGGGAGUCAUAAAAGUGGCCGACUUUGGCUUAUCACGAUCGAUAAAUAUUCCAGUACGGAUCUAUACACAUGAGGUGGUAACUUUGUGGUACCGUGCACCAGAAAUUCUUCUUGGAGCUCAUCGUUAUGCUUCCGCUAUCGACGUCUGGGCAAUAGGAUGCAUUCUAGCGGAGAUUGUUACCAAGAAAUCGCUCUUCAGAAGUGAUUCAGAAAUUGAUCAGCUCUUUCAGACAUUCAGGUUGCUUGGAACACCAACCGAGAAGCAAUGGCACGGUGUAAUGAAAAUGCCCGAAUUUAAGGCCCGAUUUCCAAAAUGGAAGAAAAAUCUGUUAGACGAAAAGCUGCGACCAUAUUGCGAUAAUCAAAUGAUCAACUUGAUUCAGGCAAUGUUGAGAUAUGAUCCAUCUCUGAGGAUUUCAAUGAAGGGAGCACUUAAUCAUCCAUACUUCAAUGAU
This is a messenger RNA of Ostertagia ostertagi, 525 nucleotides long. Lineage: Eukaryota; Metazoa; Nematoda; Chromadorea; Rhabditida; Trichostrongylidae. The record is from the annotation of a GenBank genome assembly.